UGUUUUUUAGAUUUUUUUUCACCUGAGUGGAGUUCCUUUAAUUUAAAAUAUAGUUUGAAGGAUUUUCAAUAUUGACUCCGCGUGCCAGUAUUCAGUACAGUAUACCAGGCGGUAUAGAUUUCAUUAUGGUCUUUUGUUUGUCAUAUUUAAACGCUUUUUAAGCGCGAACAAUGACUGGUUGUAAAAUGAUUUGAGAUAUAGAAGAUCGAUAUCCAAAAUCAGCACAGCACAACAGGUUCUUUGACGAGGUAGUUUACAAACCAUCCCCAUAUGGCUGAGUUUAGUGAAGAAGUUGGAGCAAAGUUUGUAAAACAAGCACCACCUAUUAAUCGCUUGGUUGGAGAAUAUCCGGUCAGCCAUGCAGACGACACGCGUCCAUUCUUACUUCGAGCUUCUAUUGUAUUGUACACAGGCGAGAUGCUACUUCUAGACAGGGCAAAUAAACAUAUAAAGUUGCUAGAUACUAAUUUCAAAUGUUUGUCUGUCAUGAAGUUUACAACUUACCCGUUUGACAUUUGCGCUUCAAACCGGAAGCGGAACGAGUUUUAUGUCACGGAACCGGAAGCUCAGACUGUGUUUUGCAUUAUGGCGGGAAAUGGUCGUAUGACUAAAUACAAAAGUUGGCGAAUAGAUGAAGAUUGCAGAGGAAUAACGUGCUGGAAAUCUGGAAUCGCUCUUUCAGUCAUGAGGGAUGGGUUCAGAGGAACUCUAGGUUUUCUCAGUUACGAAUGCAAAAUAAAGAGGAAAGUAUGGGAAUCAGAAUUGCACGCAGAACUAUUUAAAGCACCCUGGUACCUCGCCUCUAUUCGCGACGGGGACCAGGUGGUUGUCUCAGACCAAGGAAAUCAUUCUGUUAUUUGUGUAGAUGCCAAGACGACGAAUGUUAUUUUCAUAUACAAAAGCGACAUUCUUAUUGGACCACGGACUUUAACAGUGGACUCCGAAGACAAUAUUUACGUCAUUGGAAGUAGUGAAACCUGUCACAAUGUAGUAAAAAUAACACCAGCUGGGAAACUAAAAGGUGUUUUACUUUCGAGAAGGGACAAGCUGAAUUAUCCCUCUGGUAUUUCAUACAGUAUGAAGGACCGCGCUGUUGUUCUUCAAAGAAAUCACGACAAACCAACUGUGUCUAUUUUUAGAAUAUGAAUUUGCAUAAACUGAACAGAUGGUACUUCAGGUUCCAAAAGCUUAAAAGUGAUUGUUCGCAUACUUGUAUCAAGUGUCAUUUUCAUAAUAGUUUGUUUCAUUAUUAUUGAAAAAACGUACAUUUACAAAGCUUUGAAUGUCAUAUCUACACUCUUUAAACAUGGACAUGAUAUCGUAUGUAAAAUAAGCAUACGUUUACAAGUUUUGUCAUUUAAAUUGUUAAGAUAUACAUGUUUUUUUCUCAUAAGAUAUGAUAUAUGUUCAAUAUUACAUGUAUUAAUUAAACGACACUCUUGUCUGAUUUCUGGAACCAACAACUACUUGUGUCAUAAUGAGGAAUCGUGACCCCUGACCUCAGUGAGGCUUUUACACAUGAUCUCUUAUAGAGAGCCCGACAUCUUUACCACAAGGCCAACCAUUCUUCUAAACAAGUUCAAGUUGGUCUUAGUCGACACUGAGCGCAUCAGGGUUGUUUUAAUCGUAAUCAGUAAUCGAUUGUAAUCAAAUAAUUUUUUUCUCUCAAGUAAUCUGUAAUCCAAAUCAUUUUCGAUUACAUGUAAUCGUAAUUUAGGCAAUUAGCACACUAAAUUUUGGUGUUAUCAUUUCGAUUACAUGUAAUCGUAAUUUAACGAUUAACACCUUAAACUUUGGUGUUAUCAUUUCGAUUACAUGUAAUCGUAAUUUAAGCAAUUAACACACUAAAAUUUGGUGUUAUCAUGGAUUACAUUUCGAUGACAAUGGCUGAAUAUUAGGAAUUUAACUGGAAAUAGAAUGUUUUUGUUUUGUUUAAUAAUUUUAUAAAACAAGCAUUUAUUUAAUG
Messenger RNA from Ruditapes philippinarum (Manila clam), 1966 nucleotides. RefSeq lists its product as uncharacterized. Lineage: Eukaryota; Metazoa; Mollusca; Bivalvia; Venerida; Veneridae. Bases 271 to 1146 code for a protein of 291 amino acids. The record is from RefSeq and is a predicted model, not a curated record. The transcript is spliced from 2 exons.